Molecule: messenger RNA, 3012 nt
Organism: Pseudozyma flocculosa PF-1
Lineage: Eukaryota; Fungi; Basidiomycota; Ustilaginomycetes; Ustilaginales; Ustilaginaceae
Exons: 2
Coding region: 1-3012 (1003 amino acids)
Biological process (GO): DNA replication initiation; mitotic DNA replication; double-strand break repair via break-induced replication
Cellular component (GO): MCM complex; nucleus
Molecular function (GO): single-stranded 3'-5' DNA helicase activity; single-stranded DNA binding; ATP binding
Source: RefSeq, a predicted model, not a curated record
AUGGCCUCUUCAUCCUCCGACAUGCCGUCCUCGCCCCUGGCGCGAGCGGCCAACGCUUCCACAUCGGCCAACCGGCUCGAUCCUCUCGCAUUCGGCCGGCCCUCGACGACCAUCUCGGACCCCUCGGCACAACGCACGUUCUCGGCCACCACAUCCGAGGCCGGCUCCAUCGGCGGCGCUGGACGCUACCGCGGCGCCAUGGGCAGCAGCGGCGGCGGUGGCGGCGACGACGAUGACGACGACGACGACACCAGCACCGUCGCAGGAGGGCUGGGGCGGCAGGCCAUGGACGAAGAUGCCACCCCGAAGCGGCCGCGGCCCAGGAACCUCCAGAACCAGGAGGACGUCGCACCCGUCGUCGACGAGGUCGGAGAGAGGGUGCGCGAGGGCUUUGCCCAGUUCCUCGAGAGCUUCGUCGACCAGCCCCUCUCUGGCUCCCCCGACCCAGACGGCGAAAAGGCCCAGGACCCCAUCUACAUUGACCAGAUCAUGGCGCUCCGCGACUACGGCAGGACCACCCUCUUUGUCGACUUCAGCCACGUCCUGCGCCACGACGACGUCCUCGCCCGUGCCGUCAGCGAUCAGUACUACCGCUUCCAGCCCUACAUCCGCCGAGCGCUGCUGGACCUCGUCAACACCUACAUCCCCAACUACCUCUACCUCAACGCGCACGUCGCCUCGACGGCAUCGUCGGGCCUGGUGCCGCGCGACUUCAGCGUGUCCUUCUACAACCUGGGCCUGGUCUCGGGCAUCCGCGACCUGCGCACCGACCGCGUUGGGCGGCUGGUGUCGAUCAGCGGCACCGUGACGCGCACCAGCGAGGUGCGGCCGGAGCUCCUGUACGGCGCCUUCACGUGCGGCGAGUGCAAGAACACGGCGCGCGACGUCGAGCAGCAGUUCAAGUACACGGAGCCGAUCAUGUGCCGCAACCCGCUGUGCCAGAACCGGCGCGACUGGCAGCUCAACGUCGACCAGAGCCGCUUCUGCGACUGGCAAAAGGUGCGCAUCCAGGAGAACGCCAACGAGAUCCCGACGGGCAGCAUGCCGCGCAGCCUCGACGUCAUCCUCCGCUCCGAGAUUGUCGAGCGCGCAAAGGCCGGCGACAAGUGCAUCUUCACGGGCACCUUUAUCGUGGUGCCCGACGUGUCGCAGCUCGGCGUGCCGGGCGUCAAUGCGCAGAUGCAGCGCGAGUCGCAGGGCGGGCGGCCCGCCGAGGGCGUCAGCAACCAGGGCGUCAGCGGCCUCAAGAGCCUCGGCGUGCGCGACCUCACCUACAAGACGGCGUUCCUGGCGUGCAUGGUGCAGAGCGCCGACGCCCGCGGCGACAUCCGCGGCGGCGAGGCGGGCGACGAGGCCGAGGACCCCGAGACGCUCAUGGACUCGCUGACCGAGGCCGAGCGCGACGAGCUCGAGGCCAUGGUCAUGUCUGACGACAUCUACAGCCGGUUGGUGCACUCGAUCGCGCCCACCGUCUACGGCCACGACAUUGUCAAGAAGGGCAUCCUGCUCCAGCUCAUGGGCGGCGUGCACAAGCAGACGCGCGAGGGCAUCCACCUGCGCGGCGACAUCAACAUCUGCAUCGUGGGCGACCCGUCGACGAGCAAGUCGCAGUUUCUCAAGUACGUGUGCGGCUUCCUGCCGCGCGCCGUCUACACGUCGGGCAAGGCGUCGUCGGCGGCGGGCCUGACGGCGGCCGUGGUGCGCGACGAGGAGACGGGCGAGUUUACGAUCGAGGCGGGCGCGCUGAUGCUGGCCGACAACGGCAUCUGCGCCAUCGACGAGUUUGACAAGAUGGACGUGUCGGACCAGGUCGCCAUCCACGAGGCCAUGGAGCAGCAGACGAUCUCGAUUGCCAAGGCGGGCAUCCAGGCCACGCUCAACGCCCGCACCUCGAUCCUGGCGGCGGCCAACCCGGUGGGCGGGCGCUACAACCGCAAGCAGACGCUGCGCGCCAACGUGGCCAUGUCGGCGCCCAUCAUGUCGAGGUUCGACCUGUUCUUUGUCGUGCUCGACGAGUGCAACGAGAGCGUCGACAUGAACAUCGCGCAGCACAUUGUCAACGUGCACCGCUUCCGCGACGCCGCCAUCGACCCCGAGUUCAGCACCGAGGCCAUCCAGCGCUACAUUCGGUACGCGCGCACGUUUGAGCCCAAGCUGACGCCCGAGGCGUCGGACGUGCUCGUGGAAAAGUACCGGCUGCUGCGCCAGGACGACGGCGGGGCGGGCAAGAACUCGUACCGCAUCACGGUGCGCCAGCUGGAGAGCAUGAUCCGGCUGUGCGAGGCCAUCGCGCGCGCCAACUGCCGCCACGAGAUUACGCCGGCGUUUGUGCGCGAGGCCUACUCGCUGCUGCGCCAGAGCAUCAUCCACGUCGAGAAGGACGACAUCGACUUUGACGACGAUGACGAUGACGAAGACGGACAGGACGGCGAAGGAGGGGCGAACGCUGCGAGACGACGUGCUGGUGCCGGCGCAGAAGACCAGGCAGCAGCCGCAGCGGAUCCGUCGUCGUCGCUCGGCAUGGACCAGGACUCGAUGGACGCCACCAUGGACCUGGGAGGUGGAGCCGACGCCGCCGCCGCCGGCCGAUCCUCUUUGACUGGACCAGCACCACCGACGACGGGGAGCGGCACGACGACGAAGCGCAAGAUCCGCAUCCCGUACGACCGGUACAUGGAGAUUGCCAACCUCAUCGUGCUGCGCGUGUCGGAGGUGGAGCGGUCGACGAUGACGGGCAUAGCGCGGUCGGAGCUGGUCGAGUGGUACCUGCUUCAGCGCGAGGAGGACAUCGAGUCGGUGCAGAUGCUCGAAGACGAGACCGAGCUCAUCCACAAGGUCCUCGCUCGACUCGUCAAGGACAACUGGCUCAUCAGCGUCCGUACCGGGACUGGUUCCUCUGCCGGUGGCGGUCUUACCGACGAGGAUGGGGGAGAGGGAGGCGAGGGAGGCGAGGUAUUGAUGGUUCAUCCCCAGAUCGACGUCGAUAGUCUUGGAAGCGUACCGUUGUCGUAG